Talaromyces proteolyticus is the source of this 345-nucleotide messenger RNA. RefSeq lists its product as uncharacterized. The transcript has a single exon. Gene Ontology annotation, molecular function: oxidoreductase activity. Lineage: Eukaryota; Fungi; Ascomycota; Eurotiomycetes; Eurotiales; Trichocomaceae. The coding region runs from base 1 to 345 and encodes 114 amino acids. The record is from RefSeq and is a predicted model, not a curated record.
AUGCCAGAUAUGGUCAAGCAACAGUAUUUUAAUCUUUUAAUCUGCUCGUGCAUUUUAUCGUCUUAUAUUAUCUUUCGUUUUGAUACGGAAUACACAGAAGGGCCACGUUCUAUCGCUAACAUCUUCCUUGCCUUCGCAGAUCCAGUUUUCUUUUUACAUUACGCUCAAAUAGAUAGACUAUGGUGGAAAUGGCAAAUCAAGGAACAAAAUGGUGGCUUUCGAGGUUAUGAUAGUAUAAAUGGUGUUUUUGAACCUUAUGACGAUACUGCAUUGAUCUCAGACAAAGAUAUGCUGAUAUUCACUGGGCUUGGUGAUGAUCUAGAAGCUGAGAAGCUGGGGAUGUAA